UAUUCAUUAUGCAUAUAUGAACUGAUAGUAAACUCUUUUAAAUAAUAAUUGCAUGAUACAGGUUAGAUUCGCUCUUAGAGACACUGAAAUAUGCGAAACCAAACUGAAUGCCUUCGUUCCAGCAAAGAAAAUUGUUACGGGUGAGCUCAUCGAUGAAUGGUUUCUAGUUGUAGGAACAGAUGGCCCUCAUACUGCAAUUAAAUUGCAAAUCAAAUUCACUCCGUGCGAAAUAAAUCCUAUCUACUCGAGUGGCAUCUCAGAAAAUUUUGCAGUUGAGCGAAGCUAUUUUCCAAUGCGGCACGGAGGAAAAUUGACGCUCUAUCAAGACGCGCAUGUGAUUGAUGGAAUGCUACCCGAAAUUAAAUUGGAAGAUGGGAGAAAUUUCGAGCACGAAAAGUGUUGGGAGGAUAUAUGCCACUCGAUAUCAGAGGCGCUUCAUUUGGUAUAUAUUGUAGGGUGGUCGGUUUAUCAUAAGGUAAAGUUGGUGAGGGAGCCUAGUAAACAAUUGCCGAAUGGUGGGGACUUGAAUUUGGGGGAGCUGCUCAAGUACAAGGCUCAACAGGGGGUGAGAGUUGCACUUCUGGUUUGGAAUGACAGGACUUCAUGUGACAAUUGUUUUAUUAAAACGGUAAGAACUGUUUAUGAAUUGUUACAUUGUUGCAGUGUGUACAUGUUGUAG
Molecule: messenger RNA, 679 nt
Organism: Erythranthe guttata (spotted monkey flower)
Lineage: Eukaryota; Viridiplantae; Streptophyta; Magnoliopsida; Lamiales; Phrymaceae
Product: phospholipase D delta
Biological process (GO): phosphatidylcholine metabolic process; phospholipid catabolic process
Cellular component (GO): plasma membrane
Molecular function (GO): calcium ion binding; D-type glycerophospholipase activity
Source: RefSeq, a predicted model, not a curated record